UACCAUCUUCAAAUUCGCGCACAACUACACCAGUGUAAUACACGCAUAUGAACUUUGUGAAAUUUACUGAAGCACUAUCGCUUUUAGAAAUGUGCGCCGAGCAGGUGUGCAGUAGCUCUUUAUAAAUAGAGAGUGCAAUCGAAACGCACGAUCAGUUGGUACGAAGGUGUGGCAAAAACCAUUCGAAAAGGAUAGAAAAUAGAUUUGGGUAUAAAUUAAAGGAUUCAUAAGGGCAAUCAACAUGAUUCAAAAUGAAAGUUAUGUUGACUCGCUGGCCAAUCGUGAUUUACAAUCACAAUCAGGAAAACAUCCUGAACAAGAUGAAACGACAAGAAAAUCAUUCUCUGAAAACAGGGUGUCUUUAAGACCCAAAAUAGCUUGUAAGUCCCCAAAACGCCUUCCCACUCCAACUUCUAGAGCAAAAUAUGAGAAAAGGAACAUUCAACAGGAUGCUGAAUACGAAAGUACCACAUCGGAGGAUAUGCCAACAGAUGCUUAUAAGCUAAAGAAACGCCAAACCAGUCCCACUUCCAGUGCAAGAUAUAAAGCAAGGCACUAUUCUGACAGUAAACUUGCAGAGAAAUUAGAAUCAUUCUCAAACUAUGAAAAAGAGCACUGGUCGGAGGAUGGCCUCGAAGUGUUCCAGAGACCAUUAUGUCUUGUAAGUGCCGGCUAUAAAAACGUUCUGCAGGUGGACCAAAGUGUACUUGGACAGUUACGUAAAAUCAUCUUGCCAUGCGUUAUUGUUGCUGUAGUUGGUCUUUAUCGCACAGGAAAAUCGUAUCUGAUGAAUCGUCUGGCAGACGCUGACAAAGUUGAAGGAUUUGCUCUCGGUGAUACGAUUCAGUCUCAAACAAAAGGAAUUUGGGUGUGGUGUAAAAGACAUCCCAGAAUUGCAGACACAAUUCUUGUUCUUCUCGACACCGAGGGCUUAGGGGAUGUCCAAAAGGGUGAUCCAAGUCAUGACAAUCGUAUCAUCACAUUAGCGACUUUGUUAUGCAGCACAUUGGUUUACAAUAUGAAAGGUGCUUUUGAUCAAGAUGCAGUGAAUAAACUUACCUUUGUAUCCGAGAUGGCCAAAAAUAUUCGUUUUGGAGGUCGGUGCGAUGAAAACAAUAGCAUUUUGCCUGGAUUUGUGCUGGUGUUGAGGGAUUUCACAUUGAAAAUGAAAAACAAGAAUGGGAACAUUACACCCGAUGAAUACUUGGAGACAUCUCUUAAAAGCGACGAUAAGCAUGGGGAAGAUUUUAACAAACCUCGGGAAUCCAUCAGAAAGUUCUUCCCUUCUGGUAAGCGAAAAUGCUUUGCACUUCCUGUCCCAGGUGAUGCAGACGUUUUAGACAAGUUGGAGGAGCUUCCAUUUGAUGCCCUAUCAAAGAGAUUUCAGGAACCUACAUUCGAGUUUAUGAAAUUUAUCUUCAAUCAAGAACCCAAACAGCUUAUGAAUAGCAAACCCGUAACAGGAUCUAUGUUGGCUGUUUUGACCGAUCAAUAUGUCGAGGCUUUGCGACAAGGCGUUGUCCCGGAUGUUUUAAAUGCAAUUGAAGUUGUUGCAGAAAUGGAAAAUACGAAGGUGAAAAACGCGGCAUUAGCAAUUUUUAAGGAGGGUUUAGUUGACCAAAAAAUGCCAGUUCCUUACAAGCAACUGGACGACCAUUUUCAAAGUGUACAAUGGACUGCACUUGAAUACAUACGUAAGAAUGCCAUGCUUGACGGAAAACACAAUGUUGAAAAAGAUGUCCAGUCGUACAUGGAAAUAAUAUGGGUAAACAGAAAGUCGGAAAAUGAGCAACAUAUUUUCGAAUACUGUGAGAACAGUUUGGAAGCGUUGCAAUCAAAGAGUACUCUUAUUGCUGGUAUUCAAGAUAAGUCGUAUGCAGAUAUCGGAGGUCACAGGAAAUUCAAACAUGAUUUAGAACGAGUCAGACAGGAGUACAACUUAGAACUCAAGGAUAAAGGAUAUGGGAACAGAGAGACGGCAGUAACGUGGAGUACAUUUAAGCAAACUCUGACAGAUGCUGAAAUGGAAAUUGUUCGUUUGGACGACGCAUUGUCAGAAGAUGUGAAAAAUAGAGAAAGAGAGGAAUUUAAGCAGGAGAUGCAGAAGACGGUACGCGAGAUGGAAGAGCAAUACAAACAAUCGUUCGAAGAACAGCGCAAAUCUUACGAAGCCCAUGAAAAAGAGAUUAAGAAACAACGAGACGAGCAAAACCAGGAGCACAAAGAGAAAAUGAACAAACUCAUACAAGAGAUAGCACAACUUAAGGAAUACGUUGUCGAAUGUCAGUCUCGAGAUAAAAAAAUUCAGCUGCUGGAAAACGAAAACAAAAAAAUAAGAAAAAUGGAAAUGCAAUUGCGAGAAGAAAACGAAAAGAAAAGGGACGAAGAUUUCCGACAAUGGCGAAAAGAUGAAAAGGAACAGUUUGAGAGAACUGUAGAAGAUAUGCGGACUGUGCAACAGAAAGGCGAUGAAACAGAAAAAGAGUUGAGGAAUUUAAAGGAAGAAAAGGAAAGAAAAGAAAGCGAAAGGAAAAAGCUGGGGUUUUUUGGAAAACUUCUGUAUGGAUUCAAGGAAUACGGUUAAAGAAAAAGCAUUUAGGCCCGAAAUAAAUGUGUAGGCUUUUUUAUUGAUACAUCUCAUGGAACACAAAUACGUUGGCAUGUUUGUUGAUUUUUAUUAGGUUAUUUGGUUCCUUGCUGCGUUUCCAUUUUGCUUUAUACAUUUAUUUUAAAAGGUGAUUGUAGUUUAGAAAUAAUCUUAAAAGUAACUUGUAUUCAGAAUGUAUUUUCAUUUUUUUCAUAUUCACGUUAUUUUUGCUUGUUACUUUCGUGGUGACUUUUCCUGCGAUUUUCUUCAUACAUAAUUUUUGAUUGUAGCAAGAUGUUAGAGAUGCACUCUUACUCCCAAAUAAGAUUUACCACAAUCAAUAAUAUUGAUUAAAUAGUCAAAUAAGGAUGAAUAAAUGUUGAAACAAUGGUUCUGAUGAAGGAUAUCGAGUUGAAUUUGAAAGAAUGAGCAUAAAACACGGUAUUUCUAUCUGUAAAACUAAAGUAGUCAGCAUCAAAAUUUGAGCAUUCACCAUUUAUUAAUAAUUUUAAUAAAUGCAUUAUAUAGUAAGUAGUUGACGGUUUAUUAAACAAAAUUUAUGUUUGUUCUACAUGUGUAUAAAUUGAUUUUGAAUAAGAGUGUAAUUUGAAUAAACAA
This is a messenger RNA of Mya arenaria, 3205 nucleotides long. Its product is annotated as guanylate-binding protein 3-like. Bases 242 to 2584 code for a protein of 780 amino acids. The transcript has 15 exons. Gene Ontology annotation, molecular function: GTP binding; GTPase activity. The record is from RefSeq and is a predicted model, not a curated record. Lineage: Eukaryota; Metazoa; Mollusca; Bivalvia; Myida; Myidae.